AUGUCUGCUUCAACCCAAUAUCCCGCCAACCUGGCAGAAUAUCAGCAAUCCUGUCCUUCUUCGGAAACAACAACUGGUGAACUGAGCUACACGGACUCUUAUUACUAUGGACUGUCAGACCAGUAUUCCUCGUGUCCGAGUUCAGAGACUUGGGACAACUACCGCCCCGUGGAUGUCCCAAUUCGUGACGAUUCCAACUACAGAGGACGCACAAUUAAUUACUAUAUUGUGACCCCAAACUGUCCACAUUGUCACCAUGUUCUGCAACUUCAUCAAGUAAGCCAAGGUGAGCUUUACAGGGUUGCUAAUGAACAAAGGGCUUAUCAAGAACAGCUCUACAAUGGAAAAAUCCCAAGAGAUUAUUACCCUCAGACUGGAUACAAUUAUCCACCGCCCCAGGCCCCUCACCCAUACCAAAGCUACUAUAAUCACCAAUAUGGGUACUCAGGUGGGUAUUCGUAUGGACCACAGGAACAGCAGAAUUAUGGUCAACAACAAACUUACACCCAGGAACCUUCUUUGAAUUAUCAAAGCUAUCCCGUUCAACAGCCUGCUGCUGAAAUUACCCAAGUGAUUCCCAAUGGAGAAUGUGAAUAUUACAACUACCCUCCAGUCCAGUCACUUCAGACACCCAGUACUCAAACAGUAAAGUGCCAGCUUGCUCAGGAGUCCCUUCUUCCAAUAAGUUCCCAGCCGCUUCCGAAAAAGGUAGACUGGAGCUAUACACCUAGAAAGUCUACUGCUGAAUCAGGAAGCAAUACAAAGUCGUCAAAGUUUUGCUGGAAGUACCUUGAGGAUCCAUCAUUUUCGUUGCCAAAUCCGAGGCGUAUGCAGCCUUCGAUUUUUGAAGUUUUAGCCAAUGCUGACGAAAAGAAGGAUACCGAGGAAUCUAACCUUCCUUGUGAUCAGGAGAACGGUGAUGAUCUGAGUAACAGUCUGUCUUCUGAUGAGUCUGAUACAGAUGAUUCUGAUAACGACGCAGAUGAUACCUCGGAAGUUCCUGAGGAAUAUAACGACGAGAACCUUGAUCCUGCUACUUUGGACGAUGAAGAACUCAUGGCCUAUCAGAGCUACAAGAUUUCCAGAAUGUUUGGCUAUGAUACAGAGUCCGCUGAGGUUGAGGCGGAGACUGAUAGAGUCACACAAGCAACGGAAAAUUUGGAGAUUAAUGGGUCCACUAAUGGAAAUGAAGCUCAUGAUGAAGCCUCUAAGGGGAGUGAAAAUGAGCAGAGUUCUGUUUCGAUGAAUAGGCAUCACCAGCGGUCCCUGAACGGCAGUAAGUUGUAA
Molecule: messenger RNA, 1287 nt
Organism: Candidozyma duobushaemuli
Lineage: Eukaryota; Fungi; Ascomycota; Pichiomycetes; Serinales; Metschnikowiaceae
Exons: 1
Coding region: 1-1287 (428 amino acids)
Source: RefSeq, a predicted model, not a curated record